Messenger RNA from Ustilago hordei, 3003 nucleotides. RefSeq lists its product as uncharacterized. The record is from RefSeq and is a predicted model, not a curated record. The transcript has a single exon. Gene Ontology annotation, cellular component: cytosol. Lineage: Eukaryota; Fungi; Basidiomycota; Ustilaginomycetes; Ustilaginales; Ustilaginaceae. Gene Ontology annotation, molecular function: sterol ester esterase activity; triacylglycerol lipase activity. Bases 1 to 3003 code for a protein of 1000 amino acids. Gene Ontology annotation, biological process: triglyceride catabolic process.
AUGAUCGACCACUUACUAGGUCGACCAUCGACCAAACUCAAACGAAUUGAAACCUUUUCCGUCAUCCUCUUCUGGCUCACCUACUUACUCUCCGGUAACGCAUCCGGUCCCACCCCCUUUAUUCGACGUCUCAAUGCCCGUGUCAAAAAGUUCUCACCAUGGCAAAUAUUGGUCUUUUCUUCAGUCUCGAUGUAUACCAUUCGUCAUCUCGAUUCCCUUCUCGGGUUUGGAGCUCCAGAACCGCUGGCUAGGAUGUACUCGAGAAACUUUUACAGGACGACUUGGUUAGUGACAGCGUUAGAUGCUGGGUUUGCAUCUGCAAUGAAUGUCAAACCAAAAUGGUUGCGGGAUAUCAUGUCGAUGGUUUUCUCGGUGUAUUAUAUGGUUUAUGCGAACGAGGCGGAUGAAAAGCUAAGAAAGUAUAGAGCGUUUUGUACUGUGGAAAUGAUGAGAACGACUUGGGAGAAAACGACGAAUCCGUACAUUCGUGCGGUUACUUGGUUCCAUCGUGCUUCCCUGCCGAUAGCCAGGCCGUUGUUGAUACCCAGACCGGAAAUCGGCGCGCAUCAUACAAGGCCCAGCAAAGCAUGGCUGUUCUACCCAAAAAGCGAGAGACAGUUGAGGAUGGAAGAGGAACUAGUGUUGGACUUUUGCGGAGGAGGAUACAUAUGUAUGGAUCCGAGGCAUCACGAGGAAAGAUUAAGACAGUUGGCCAAGCAGAUGCAGAAACCGGUGCUUUGUGUGGAUUACUGCAAAGCGCCCGAAUACCCUUACCCCUUCGCGCUCGAGGAGUGUUUUGAUUUGUACAGAACGCUGCAUGAGACGGCGGGUAAGGUGAUUGGUAUGAGUGGGUCGCCCAACUUUAGAAUCAUCUUGACUGGUGAUAGUGCCGGAGGCAAUCUAGCAACAGGAGUAGCACUAAAGGUGAUACAAUAUCCACAGGCGAGGAUUCAGUUAGCGUACCAAUCGUUGACGAGUAGAGCAAGUAAGGAUGCCAGGAGUCCACCACCCUUACCGAAACCAAUUGGGAUGGUGCUAAGCUACCCGAGUCUGAACUUUGGCUUCAGUAGCUGGAUGAAGCCCGAGCAUUUGCGAUUGCUGAGGCAGCAGAGUGAGGUCAACCUCGAUAACCUUGCCCAGCACCAAUCCGACCUUUCCCACUCUUCCAGCAACGGGGAUGGCAUUGCGGCCAGCGGAUCUUCCACUUCGAUCAACUCUCUUCGUUCAGCACGACGCCGAUCAGCAGCGAACUUGGCCAACUCUACAGCAGAUCGAAAGAGGGCAGAAGCCAAACGAGCCCGUUCGAAGGAAAGAAAAGAUCCUCGAUCGUAUCAAUCCCUCACCCAAACAGCAGAGUUGCAUCUGGAUGAAAGAGCGAGGUAUGCAGAAGUCGACCCAACAUCGGAUGAGAAUGGCAACGGAUCUUCCAGUCCACCUGAUCCGUAUGGCGCGACGUAUGAUCGAAUCUGGGCAGAGAACGCACUUACUCCAUCCUGGGAGAAAGGUGGACUACCAUGGGGACAAGUCGCACAUCAAGCCGUGCUGGACGAAAUCGCGGAUCGCCAAGAAAAACGAGCGCAAGCAGCAUUCGAACGCGAACAAAAAGUCCUCCAACAAGCAGCUGCCGAAGCAGAUAUUCGCAACAAAGACCAAAAACGAGCGCCAUUCAAUACCCGACUCACCGUCACCUCUAUGGCUGGCUAUUUCCAGGAUCGGAUCAUUACGCAAGGUAUGCUUCGCGCCAUGGCGAUUCUCUACAUCGGCCCCAAGAGACAGCCUGAUUUGGAUCACGAUUACUUUCUCAGCCCUGUCGUUGCACCUGCUCAUCUGCUUGCCGAGUUCCCACCGGUGCUGUUCAUCUGCGGUGAAAAAGAUCCGUUGUGUGACGAUACGGUGAUUAUGGCCGGUAGGAUUCGUGAAGCGAAACUCGCGAAGAAGGCUGAUUUGGCACGACGCCGCGCGAUGGCCUCCGCGAGGUUCGGCGAGGGUUUGCGUACGACUCCCAUCUCUGGUGCUGCGGGGAUUCGAAUGCCGGUUAAUCCGAUCGAGAAUGAAGAGGCGGAGGAUUGGGUUCAGAUGCGAAUCAUCGAAGGUUGGAGUCAUGGAUUUUUGCAGAUGUCCAGUUUGAUGCCGGAAGCCAAACAAGUCAUUGGGUUUUUGGGUACUUGGAUGAGUCUCGUCUUCGAAGAGUACAGGGAUAAGUUGGACGAGGAAAGGCAGAGAAGAGAGGCGGAGAGUGUGAAGAAGGCGUCGGAGAACUUGCCGGUUCUGUCGCAGGGGAGGUUGUUCGGGUUAGGUAUGCAGCAGGAGAAACCUGUUGGGGUGGAAAAAGGGAAAGAUGACGUGGUGGCAGCAGAGGUCAAGUCGCAACAGCAGCAAGAAGUGCAUGAUGCUGAUGAUGAAGGUGAAGGUGGUGAUAAUGGUAAUACUCAGCAGGGUAGAGAGGAGGAGGAGGAGGAGGAAGAGGAAGAUGGACCAAUUAUGGUGAUUCCCAAGAAAACUCGUUCUUCUCCAGCAACCACCUCUGCCCCGGCUCCUUCUCAAGUUACCAACCUUCGCCAAGCAUCCGACAACACCAAAUCAUACUCUGAUACCGAGAUCACCAACAGCAGCGCCAACCCUCUUCCUCGUACAGCCCAAGUCGGUCGAGAAGAUAGCGAAGCAAACCUACUUCCACUCGACGCCGCCACUCGCAGCGGUUAUCCGGGUAGCAUGACCACGCGUGUCGCUUCCGGUAUGUCACCUCUACCGGGCGGAAGGCGGGGCAGCGAGUAUGAGAGAUCAAUGCUCAUGGUUGAAGAAGCCAAACUGUUGGCCCGAAGGAGAGACGAUGUGCUGUUCGGCCUGGAGGGGAAUGUCAGUGCGGUUUAUGGCAGUGAAGAUGAAGAUGAGCAUGGAGCGGGUCGGAGCAAGAGGAGCACGACGGACAGUAGCAUGGCCAGAACGGGUGAUACUACGGCGGAGAGGGAGGGCAACGGGGAGAAAAUCGCUUCUGUUGCAUGA